AUGAAUGUGGCACGCGAAUAUGCAGAUGCUGUUACAUCCCAGCCUGCAGAUUACUGUGACUAUGCCCACUACAAUUUUGAAUAUGGUUCUCGAGACAGAUAUGAACUUAUCGCUUCUGUAGGGCGUGGAAAGUUCAGUGAAGUUUUUAAAGCAUAUGACAGGAAAACGGGUGAAUACGUUAGCAUUAAACAGUUGAAGCCUCUGAAUAGGCAAAAAAUGAAAAGAGAAAUCAAAGUAAUGGAUAUCUUAAGAGGAGGUCCCUCGAUUUUACCAUUGCUGGAUAAACUCCGAAAUCCAUACGAAGAUACUCCCAUCUUAGUAACAAAGUGGGUGGAAGCGCUGCCUUAUCGUAAAUACUGGUCAUCUCUCAGUGACUACGAACUGCGUUACUACUUUUAUCAGAUUCUAAUCGGUCUGGACUACGCACAUAGUAAAGGCAUCAUGCAUCGAGACUUAAAACCCGGAAAUGUACUUUUUGAUUACACAACGAAAGAGGUUUUUAUCAUCGACUGGGGCCUCGCGUCCUUCUACAACCCACAGCUGCCCAGCAAUGUGCGUGUGAGUACUCGCAACUACAAAGGCCCCGAACUGCUCCUCAACGACGAGUACUACAACUACUCGGUGGAUAUGUGGUCCUUCGGCUGCAUUGUGGCCGGAAUGGUCUUCAAUCGGCUUCCCUUCUUCCGUGCUCACGGCAAUGACGACCAGCUCCGUGUGAUCGUGAACGUUCUGGGCACCACCGAGCUGCACCGGUACAUCCAGAAGUACAAUCUGCAGGUGAACGAAACGCUCAUCGCGAGUUUGGGGAGCUGUCGACGUCGCGAUUGGUCGGAAUUCGCGUCUGGAAUCGAUUCGAGCCACAUCUGCACGGAGUUGUUCGACCUGCUGGACAAUUUGCUGAUUUAUGACCACCAGAAACGGUUCACAGCGAGGGAGUGCAUGCAGCAUCCCUAUUUCCGAGAGGUGAGGGAGCGGCUGAAAGGAGGAGUGCUGCAGAAGAGCGUGGAGUCGAGAGAGAAUCGAGUAGAAAUGAAGAGAGAAAUGAACAAAAAGGAAUUAUUGGGGAAUUUGCGCAGUUUGAAACGAGGACUCGAGGAGAGGGCCAAGGCGGAGGUCGCCAAUGGGGAAUAUCAGCUGGUGUCGACGAUCUGCGAAACGUUGAAGGUAGUGGAGGCUGAGGGGUGCGAGAUUAGAUGA
Molecule: messenger RNA, 1197 nt
Organism: Blastocystis hominis
Lineage: Eukaryota; Bigyra; Opalinata; Blastocystidae
Exons: 6
Coding region: 1-1197 (398 amino acids)
Biological process (GO): protein phosphorylation
Cellular component (GO): cytosol; protein kinase CK2 complex; nucleus
Molecular function (GO): ATP binding; protein serine/threonine kinase activity
Source: RefSeq, a predicted model, not a curated record